This is a messenger RNA of Daldinia vernicosa, 1131 nucleotides long. Its product is annotated as YebC-like protein. Lineage: Eukaryota; Fungi; Ascomycota; Sordariomycetes; Xylariales; Hypoxylaceae. The record is from RefSeq and is a predicted model, not a curated record. Bases 130 to 1017 code for a protein of 295 amino acids. The transcript has 4 exons. Gene Ontology annotation, cellular component: mitochondrion.
GAAAAAUAACCUUUAAACAUUUCUAAAAUAGGUUUAGCUCCUUCAAGAAUAAAAGAAAGCUAUUUCAACAUCUACUUCGAUAUCUCGAGCGCAUUCAUAUGAGGUAGCCAUAGGCAGCUCUCUUUCAAAAUGUCUACCCACCUAUUCUUAUUCCCCGGUCGAACUCUUGCACCAAGGUCGAUUACCUCCACCAUAUGCGCCCAAUGCCGCCGGUCCUUCGCUUCGAGCGCGCUGCUUAGCAGCGGUCACAAUCGCUGGUCCAAAAUCAAGCACGAAAAAGGCGCCGCCGACGCGAAGAAAAAUGCCCAGCGAAGCAGCUUCGCCAAGAACUUGACCCUCUGGUCGCAACUGUAUGGGCCAGACCCGAGUCUUAAUUCGCGACUAGCUACCGUGGUCGCGGCCGCGAAGAAAGCCGGCAUGCCGAAAGCCAGCAUAGACAUAGCCAUAGCACGAGGUCAAGGCAAAUCGUCGUCCGGGGCGGGACUCGAAACCAUGACGCUCGAAGUUAUGAUACCGCCAGCCGUAGCCAUGGUUAUCGAUGUCGCAACGGACAACAAGCAGCGCGCACUGCAGGACCUUAGGGUCAUGGUCAAAAAAUACAACGCUACCGUAACGCCGACAGCAUUCCUAUUCGCCAGGGUUGGCCGCGUCGUCCUAAAAGGCGACAAAGACGACGACUUCGACGAGGUGUUAAUGGAGGCGGUCGAGGCCGGUGCCGAGGACGUCGAGCAGGAUAAGAAGGGCAACGUGGUCCUCCGUACGCAGCCGAAUACUACACACCAAACAGCGCAGAGCCUAAGCCAAGCGCUAUCUACCGAGAUCCUAAGCUGCGAAAUUAUAUGGUCGCCGAUAGGGGACAAGGUGAAGCUCGACGACGACGACGCGGCAACGAAUAUAAGCGCCUUCCUAACGGCGCUCCAAGAAUAUCCAGACGUGCAAGGAGUCUACGCGAACGCCGAACAAGGAAAUAUAUCCACAGAUCUUUGGACGACGAUAGAAGAUAACCUCGACACGUAAUCCGUAGUGACGAUACGAUGUGUAGAUAUCUUGUAUGCUUAAUGUAGACUAUUGUACAUGUUGUAUCGCGCAACAGUCCCCAUCUGAUUUCCGUCUUUACGAGGAGUGGAGAGA